Messenger RNA from Cicer arietinum (chickpea), 2246 nucleotides. Its product is annotated as rop guanine nucleotide exchange factor 2-like. Gene Ontology annotation, molecular function: guanyl-nucleotide exchange factor activity. The record is from RefSeq and is a predicted model, not a curated record. Lineage: Eukaryota; Viridiplantae; Streptophyta; Magnoliopsida; Fabales; Fabaceae.
ACAUCAGAAAGUUGUCCAAAAUUGCUUUUUUCUUUUUAGUUCACAACCCUUUACUGCAUUUUUCAUUGAAUUAUUGGACUCUCAAUAGAAGCAGCAUUGUUUUCAAGAGCUUUUGCUUUUUUAUUUCCUACAGAACAAGAACAUUCAAAUUUUUUUUGCUUUUUCUUUUUAAUCUCCUUUUUUUUUUUUACCCUUUUGUUUUCUAUAUCUAUAGUUUGAUUUCGAUGAAAAUUACUAUAGUUUAAGCUGAGUUUUUAAUUUCAUGUCAUGCUUUAUAUCAUAUAGUAUGUGCCAAAGUGAUUACAGUUUAUACAAACUACUGAAAUUAAUUUAGAGUUCACAAACAAACACAAUCUGUGACUCAACCCUUCAUUUUUAUAUAUAUUUGCAGGUUUUAAAGAAGUUCAUUGAUCACAUAUUAUUGAACUAAGAUGAAUAAAUCAUCCAACUUUGGUGAAAAUUCUGAUAUGGAUCAUUCAGUGAGUGAUACUCCUGCUUUUUCUCCAUUGAGUGGUGAUUCUUUUGGAUACUGCAGAGUUUGGACAAGCUCAGAUGCAUCAAAUUCAAAUUUCUCAGACACUUUAGAUGAUAGCAGCUAUGCUAGUGAACCUUCGCCUUCACCGUCUCAGUGGAGGGAUGUUAAACCUGGUCUUUCCAAGCUAGGAAUGAAGCUGCGCAAGAACUCGGUCCAUACUAAACUUGAUGAUAAUGAUCUCUUGGAUACAGGUGAACUUGAAAUGAUGAAGGAAAGAUUUGCAAAGCUUCUGCUAGGAGAAGACAUGUCUGGUGGAGGGAAAGGUGUUUCCACAGCAGUUACAAUCUCAAAUGCCAUUACCAAUCUCUAUGCAACAGUAUUUGGACAAAGCUUAAAAUUGGAACCAUUGAAGCUUGAGAAGAAAACCAUGUGGAAAAGGGAAAUGAAGGUUCUUUUAUCGGUGUGUGAUUACAUACAAGAAUUUGCACCAACUGCACAAUAUUUAGAAGACGGCACAAUUGUUGAGAUGAUGAAAAGCAGGCCAAGGUCAGAUAUCUAUGUCAACCUCCCUGCACUGCAGAAGCUUGACACAAUGCUUAUAGAAAUAUUAGAUUCUUUUGAGGAUACUGAAUUCUGGUAUGCAGAGAACAUAUCAGCAAGUUCACCUCGCUUACGCGCAGCCUCGUUUCGAAAGAUUGUUCCAAGGAAAGAUGAGAAAUGGUGGUUGCCUGUUCCUUGUGUUCUCCCUGGUGGCCUCUCUGAGAAGUCAAGGAAACACCUUAUAGAGAAAAGGGAUUGUGCUAAUCAAAUUCAUAAAGCAGCAAUGGCCAUUAAUAGCAAUAUUCUUGAUGAAAUAGAUAUUCCAGAAACAUACAUAGAAGAUCUUCCAAAGCUGAAAUUCUAUUGCCAAGUGAUUGAGGAUUCCUAUAAAUGUGACCCUAUAAGGCAAAUGUCUUGGAAUUUAUCAUCAAAUUUCAUAAGCCUUUUAUGGAAGCCAAUAAUAGCAGCUGAGUCUUGUAGAAAACGCGAUGAUAUAAUUUCUUAUAAGAGUGGAAGAGGAAGUCUAGGGGACACAAUUUACCACUACAUGUAUACUGCAGACAAGUUCUCACCUGAUCAACUUCUUGACUGUCUCAAAAUAAGCUCUGAACAUGAAGCACUUGAUCUAGCAGACAGGGUUGAAUCAUCAAUGUACACAUGGAGACGUAAAGCUUGUCUUAGCCACUCAAAGUCAUCAUGGAAAGAAGUAAAAGAUCUCAUGGAUGACACUGAUUGGAAGGACAAAAACUACAUCUUAGCUGAUAGAGCUGAGGCUUUGUUGUUUUGCCUCAAGCAAAGAUAUCCUGAACUUUCGCAAACUUCUUUGGAUACAUGCAAGAUCCAAUACAACCGGGAUGUGGGGAAAGCAGUACUAGAAAGCUAUUCGAGAGUUUUAGAAGGCCUAGCCUUCAACAUUGUUGCUUGGAUUGAAGAUGUUCUUUAUGUAGAUAAUUCAAUGAGAAAUCGAGAAGUCUAGAAACCACAACUGGAUUUCACUACUCCAUUAUAACAAUGUUUCUCAUCCAUUCAACAAUCAUUUGUAAACCAUAGAUUUGAGAGGAUGCAGACAGUUAGUAGAUGAUGUGUGAUAAGAUAUUCACUUGCAUCUGUUGAAGUUUAUUUGUCAACAUUAUAUAGAAGACAGUUUCAACAUUCAGUUGAAGUUUAUAUAUCUUUUUCCACUAGAUGUCCAAAAACUGUAUUUUGAUAAGUUCACAUUCACUUUUUGAAA